AUGCGCACACAGUGUGUGUUUCUAUUCCUGUGUUUCGUCCUGCGGGCCGGUCUAUCGCGAGGUCAACGCAUCACCAUAGCAUACGACGAAGGGCGUAUUGUUGGGGGCCAGAGGACCAGUAUCGAGGAACACCCGUACCAAGUGUCCCUGCGACAACGCAAUCGGCACGUCUGCGGCGGCGCCAUCAUUAGCGAGGAUUGGAUCAUCACCGCGGCUCACUGUGUGCAAUAUGCUGGCUCUUUCCCGCGAUACCUCGUGAUAAAAGCGGGUACCUCCGAUCUCAACGCGGACGGCACGGUCGUACGGGCGAAAGAAAUUAUUACUCAUGAGAAUUACAGCCGUCGGAACAGCGAUUAUGACAUCGCCGUAGUAAAGCUGGAGGAACGGCUCGUGUACAAUCGCCAAAUAAAACCAAUUUCGCUGGCGUUGAUGGCCGAUCAUUAUGCCACCCAUAGCGUGGCGGUGGUUACCGGCUGGGGAGCAUUAAGAAGCAACGGCUUGUCGACCAAUCAGUUACGCAAAGUGGAAGUGCCCCUCGUUUCGAAUGCAGAGUGCUCGAGUUUAUACGAAAACCGCACGAUCACCUCGAGGAUGCUGUGUGCGGGUUACACGAAUGUCGGCGGCAAAGAUGCCUGCCAGGGCGAUAGCGGCGGCCCAUUGGUGCAGUACGGUCGUCUGAUAGGAGUAGUGUCCUGGGGAUUCGGCUGCGCGGAUCCAGCAUAUCCCGGGGUGUACACGCGUAUCGCGGCUCUUCGUGACUGGAUAGAGGAGAAAACCGGCGUGUGAGUGAGUGUCAAUCGUUCGAUCUGCCAGUUGUGUCGGAACAAGGUUCGCCUUUUCGCAAGUUGAUAUUGCGGGUCGCUUUAUUUAGAAAAGAAAAGGCGAUAACACAGAAUAUUCAUUUUCGUUGUUCUUCUUUACUUUCUCGCAAAAAUUAUCGCUCUCUACUUCAAUUUCAGUGUUCUCUACUUUCAGUGUUUAAUAAAGGAACUUCUCUUGUAACGUACACGCAAGAGCCGCAUGAUAU
Messenger RNA from Odontomachus brunneus, 1027 nucleotides. RefSeq names its product trypsin-1-like. Bases 1 to 786 code for a protein of 261 amino acids. The record is from RefSeq and is a predicted model, not a curated record. Gene Ontology annotation, molecular function: serine-type endopeptidase activity. Gene Ontology annotation, biological process: proteolysis. NCBI's taxonomy places the organism in Eukaryota, Metazoa, Arthropoda, Insecta, Hymenoptera, Formicidae. The transcript is spliced from 6 exons.